AUGGAAGCCCGCGCCCCGACAUCCGUUCCCUCCUCCAACCCGCCCAGCGUGGAAAUCGCGUACAAGCGCAAAUGCAUCGCCUUGAAGAAGCGCCUCGCAGAGGUCGAAGCUGAAAACGAAUUGAUGCGUACUCGCAGCCGUCGUGGCUGGCAAUAUAUUCAGAAGAUGCGCCUGGAGUCGUGCAUGCUGCUGGAGCGCCUUGCCAAGGUCACCGGUAUGACCGAGGAAGCGCAGGCCGGAGCCGGCGACCCGGAAUUGCGCGCUCGCGCGGUGGCCAUGAUGUCUAAUGUUGCUUCGAUGAAUGGACUCGGUGGCAAUGCAUCGGCUGGGAACGGAAACUACGUCGAGGAUGAGACCGAGGGAAGCUCCGAUGAGCAACCUCCUACUCCUGAGGAACGUCCUCUGCGUGUCAAGCGCUCCCGUAAAUCCAACGCCGCCGGCGAACAAGCCGAAGAAGAGAACCAGGCCCAAGAUAACGCCGGCGAGGCUGCCGAUCGUGACGCCCUACCCCGAAUCGCUCCUGCACCCAGCCAGCAAGAUCUGACAUCGACCUUCCGCGUGCAAUCUGGCAAUGGCGUCGAGGGCGAAGACACUCCUGUGGCCGGUAGCACGGCCAGCCAGGACAACCGCGAAGGACAGGGCGAGCAGCCAGCAGAAGGUGCGGACUCCGGGACCACACCCAUGGAUGUGGAUACGAAGGAGCCGAAGGUCGAGUAG
Molecule: messenger RNA, 717 nt
Organism: Penicillium argentinense
Lineage: Eukaryota; Fungi; Ascomycota; Eurotiomycetes; Eurotiales; Aspergillaceae
Exons: 2
Coding region: 1-717 (238 amino acids)
Source: RefSeq, a predicted model, not a curated record